GCUGGAUUGAUCGCCCCUGAUCGCCUGCCUGCCUUGGUAUUAUCGCUAUGUCUCACGAGGAGUCACAAAUGCCAACAACCUCAGCUUUUCAUGCUGAAAAGUAUGAAGUUUUGCUACAAACAAUGCGGCAGCGCGCCGGUUCAAGAAAGAGGCGCGAAUGCUUUUCAAGCGAUACGGUGCAUCAAUCUGAAAUCACCGGUGAGAGCGAAGAAAAAUUGGAGGAAGACACAGAACAAGAAAGUGUGGACACCAGUGAGGAGGGAGACAUACAGAGCAAAGAAAAGGAGGAUCGACUUGGCAAGAAUGACUGGUGUCAAUGUUCUAAUUGUUCUGCAAUGCCAACUGUAAUAGAGUGCGUCUGUUGCCAUGAGGAGCCCCUGAUUAAAGCCCUAAUUCCAGACGACGCUUCAUGUAUCAUUGAGUGGCACAGAUUUAAGACCGAUAUCAUUGAUCCAGAAAGAGUGGAUUGUGCCUUCAAGUUGACCAACUCUCAAAAGAAAAAGAAACCCAACAAAGCCGCAAACAUGAGGGCAAUCAGAAAAGCUGCCUAUCGCUGCUUCAGUGUGGGUAUACGGUUAUCUGGGGUCUGGGAUACGGAAGGUGAUACCAGCUUGUGUGGUGAAGGCUGUUACAGAAGCAUUCCCCGACCCAAAAGGAAAAUACGUAUUCUUUCUACAAGCCUGUGAUUUUGCAGCAGAGGAAAUUAUCUUUUAUUAGUAAAAAAUUAUACCCAACACUGUUGAAUAUUAUUUUUCAAGUUUCAGAUUUUUAUACUAGUUAAUUGUUUAUGACAAUUUUUGGAAGACAUAGUCAAUGACUGAAAUAGCAAAAGUAAAAAUUAUGUUUAAGAUUGAUGU
Molecule: messenger RNA, 857 nt
Organism: Xenopus tropicalis (tropical clawed frog)
Lineage: Eukaryota; Metazoa; Chordata; Amphibia; Anura; Pipidae
Exons: 4
Coding region: 48-686 (212 amino acids)
Source: RefSeq, a predicted model, not a curated record